Molecule: messenger RNA, 1226 nt
Organism: Coccidioides immitis RS
Lineage: Eukaryota; Fungi; Ascomycota; Eurotiomycetes; Onygenales; Onygenaceae
Product: Grx4 family monothiol glutaredoxin
Exons: 2
Coding region: 184-993 (269 amino acids)
Molecular function (GO): 2 iron, 2 sulfur cluster binding
Source: RefSeq, a predicted model, not a curated record
CGCCGACAUUCAAACCAGCAUCAAUCUCCCCAUCUUCCCCGUAGGUGGCUGAGAGACGCAAUACCCCAGCGGGUUUUCUUUCUUUUUUCUUUUUUUAAGCUGCUCGUAAUCUCGCAGACACUCAGCCGGAACCUUUACUACCAUCCAACUUCUCUUUCCACCCGCGGCAAUCGAACCGCAGCCAUGUCCACCCUUCACGAAAUCACUUCCGAAGCGGACUUUACGACGCAGCUCUCUUCCCUCCCAUCCACAUCUCUAGCUGUCCUCUCAUUUCACACUCCCUGGGCUGCGCCAUGCACGCAAAUGCGCAACGUACUGUCCACCCUCGCCUCCACCUACCCCGCCACUACCCCUCCAUCCAUUCACUUCUUGAGCAUCAACGCCGAAGACCUCCCCGACAUCUCAGAGCAAUACGACGUAUCCGCUGUGCCAUACCUAGUUCUCCUUCGAGACAACAAGAUUGUUGAGACUGUGUCCGGCUCCGAUCCAGUCAGGGUCCGGGAGGCGAUUGAGAAACAUGUGGGGCAAGACGGGCAGACAGAUCGACCUUCCAUUCCGCCACCUCUGGUCGCAGUACCGAGAGCGACAGCGGCGCAGGAUACAUCCGACGACGCUACUGCUUCAGACGCGCAGUUAGAGCCUCCCGUGCCCACGAAAGAAGAGCUCUUUGCGCGCCUUUCAGAGCUUGUAAAAGCCGCCCCGGUUAUGUUAUUCAUGAAAGGGACUCCCAGCGCCCCACAGUGUGGAUUCAGUAGGCAGAUUGUGAGCAUUCUGCGCGAGAACGGGGUGAAAUAUGGAUUCUUUAAUAUUCUGGCGGAUGAGGACGUUCGGCAGGGGUUGAAAGAGUUUGCGGACUGGCCGACUUUCCCGCAGCUCUGGGUCAAGGGGGAGCUGGUUGGCGGAUUGGACAUUGUGAAAGAAGAGAUCUCCGCGAACCCUGAUUUUUUCUGCGACUAUUCGGUCUCUAAACCUACAAGCGCGCCCUCAGCUUGAAACUUGGACACCAUCAAUAUUCCGACCCUUUGUUGUUUUCGCCCCGGCUUCCGUACUCCAAAUGACCCUCCUGUGAAAUGAUAUGAAUUGUCCUGUUCAAUAUUGUGUGCAUACCACUUAGCUUUGGCCAAUCCGUGCAUUAAUCUGCACUGUUAGGUGCUUCUUAGAUGUUUAACUGUUCUUCAGCUUCUGUUAAUGUUAAAAUUAAAAAAAUGAAAACUGGAUUUGGACAU